Molecule: messenger RNA, 4279 nt
Organism: Orbicella faveolata
Lineage: Eukaryota; Metazoa; Cnidaria; Anthozoa; Scleractinia; Merulinidae
Biological process (GO): RNA transport
Cellular component (GO): lysosome; plasma membrane
Molecular function (GO): double-stranded RNA binding; RNA transmembrane transporter activity
Source: RefSeq, a predicted model, not a curated record
UUCUACAAGCAAAAUUGGCUUGAAUUCGCUCUAGUGCGACCCGGCCCUAAACUGAAGCCGGUGUGUGUCUCUCGACCACCUAAUUAACAACAUAGAGCGUAUCACAUUCCAACUACUUGGCAGCCACACAAACAUUUGCGAUUAGGGCGUUCACAGUAUUCUGAGAAACGGCUUGCAUCUAGUUUUCCACUAAAGCUAGAUUCACUGUUCAAGAUGUUCUCUCUCGUUCUGUGCUUAAUUUCAUUCUCAUGCUUUUCUGUAGCUCGCAGAGAGCUUCAGGCAGUCUGUUCUUCAGGCAUGACUGUUUUGAAAAACCAAACAGCGUCCCCAGGAGUGAUAAAACUUACUGGUACGCUUCCGGCUUACGACAGGAAUCGGCAGUGCUCCUGUGUUUUGAAAAUGGACACACCUGAGAGCUGUUUGCAUGUAAAAGCUAAAAGAAAUGGGAACUCUCAAGGUUUCUUGAAUAUUUUUGUGUAUGAAGCUGAAGGGUCAUCGACAUUACUUGGUCAUGUGGAUGUUUCUCAGCCUAAACCUGUUUGGAACUCUCAGACCAUUUGUCCUCCCCGCUCAGUCAAACCGAGAGAUAGGUUCGUGUCAGUGGUGGGUACGGGUGGCGUGUCGUUUGCAGUCGACUUAAGUGAAAGUCCUUCAGAAAUUAUGUUGGAUAUACCACAGACAGUCGAUAUCAAGAACACCAAAGCGAUCGUUUUUCCGUUCAACCCUCCAAAAGAUCUCUCAGAUAGACAACUUGACAUCACUGUGACUUCCUGGUCAAAUACACCAGCUUACUUGAAAGUGUCUCAGAUCCGUAAAGAUGUCGAUGACAACAUAGAAGUUGUGGAUUACAAGAAGGCGUCACUACGUCUUUCCUUUGCCACGAAAGGACGGAUUACCCUGUCCAAGGUGUCUGUGCCUCCUUUAACUGACUCUACCUCCACCUGGUUCAUUGGAAUAGCAUUAAAAAACUCAACAGGUAGUUUAAAACCAGGAGAGUCGAAAAAUGUUACUUUGAAACUGUCACAGUCAUUUGAUUACAGUUAUGCCACACCUAUCUGUACUUUGUUUUUUGUGUCACUGGUGGGAGGUAUAUUAGCGUCGAUGGCUGGAUUGUACGUUUUUAAAGAAUAUCUUGUUGUAGUUAAUAUUCCAGAACCACUUGCUAGAGUUAACGUGAGUAACAGGGACCAAGAUAAUCAGCCUAGCAAUGGGCAGGACAAUGGUAAUAAUUCUCAGUCGAAUAAGAUUACAAAAUUUGGGGCAUUCAUUUUCGCCAUGUUGAAAGUAGCAUACAAGUACUGGUUUUCAGGGGGUCCUAAAACCUAUUCUUAUGGUACAGGGGUUGCGGGUUUCCUGCUUAUGAUUGGCGCCUGCCAAUUUGUCAUUGCAAACUGGUAUGUAAUGAUCCAAGAGGGUGAUAGAGACGACUGUUAUUACAACGACCUUUGUUAUAGAGUUAGCGAUCAUCAUGAUAUCCCACUGAACUUAAUGAUAAGUAACUUAACUUACAUAGUCCACGCACUGAUUUUAACUGUGUCCGUGUGGUACAUGGAAACAGAGCUGUAUCUUUUCUGUGAAAAUCUUAAGAAGUCUGUGACCUCUGGGGAGCAAGCCACUCAGCCUGGUGACGGACAGGAAAAUGGCAACAAUGGCGACAGUCGUCAAUCAACCUCAUCUGGUUGUAAAGGUAAACAACAGCUACCAAACCAUGUUUUCGUGUGUCCCAAUAUCACUCCGCAUCUUCAAGAGGGGGCUGUUCCAGAGCAUACGUUGGGAGACAAAGAAAAGAAGACACUAAUGGCCCGAGCACUGAAAAGGAAGUACUCUUAUUCCAUUGGGUAUGCCUUUGCCUGGGCCCUCCUUUUUGAGGGAUUGUUUUCCUUGCUUUACCAUUUGUGCCCAAGCAGGUACGCAUUUCAGUUUGACUCGGCAUUUAUGUUUGUAAUUGCCGGUUUAACUGUCCUUUUGGUGUAUAAUGGUAUGGAAUUGAGUGAGUGCCCACUGGAGAAACAACCACGAGGGCAACACCCAGUCGAGGCUUGGCCAGGAGAGCAACACCCAGUUGAACAGCCAGUAGAGGAACUCCCGGUGGGUGCAUUGAAUUUUUUCCUCUACUUCAUAGUGCCACUUUUCAUCUUCAAUUAUAUCGGUACACUCUAUCACUCCGGAUCUGGACUAGUUAUAGGGUUGCAAGUGAUGUUUUUCAUCUUUCUGAUCAUCUGGUGGUUCGCAAUGGCUUGCUGGGCUUUCCAUAAGCUCAAACGUGUUAAAGGGGUUUUGCCGUUAGGAAAGUGUGAGGGAAACACUUGCACUGUUGAAAUGUGUUGGAAUGCGUUUUACUACAUUGUUGGUUGUGUCAUUGCUCCACCUGUACUGUUUGUACCGAUCUUUCUUCUCAUGGACCUUUCUCAAGUGUUUCUGUUUACUUGUAUUGCAGAGAGUGUUUGGGCUGUUAGUGCCAAAGUUAAACUUUUACAAAAGCUCUGGAAACUACUGUGCCAUUGCGAGCGUCCAGGUAUGUGCACGAGGUGGGUAUUUUUUCGGGGGUGUUAUAUCUUCUUAACUGUUGCCUUUUUGGCAGGAGCUUUUGGCGUAUUCCUUGGCCUGGCAACCACCGACAAAACAGCGUCACCUGAAGAUUCUCGUGAUCUUAACAAAGAAUGCGGAAUUCUUGGGUUUUUCGAUUGGCACGACCUCUGGCAUUUUUUGUCUUCUUUUGCCUUACUAAUGGGUGCAUUUGUUAUCAUGUUUAUAAGCGCCGCUGAACCGAAAAACGGAAAAGCAGCUCGGCGGAAUGGUCGUGAAAUGGAUGCGGUUGAAAAUCAUGCGAUGGAAAAUGAAAGUGUUGAUGAAAAAUGACCUGGCAGCAGGGACUUAGGCUGUUACUCCACGCAGGAUUUCUUUUCCAAAAGAAAACAAACAAACAAACAAACAAACAAACAAACAAACAAAAACGCUGUAUAUGUACUGAUCCUGUGGUAGACGUUAGGCUAUGUGAACAUAACCCCAUUUGAACAAAAAGUUCGAAAAGUUCCGAGACCUCCAGCCAGACAUGAUUUUUCUCCUUUUGGUUUUUCUCCUUCUGCGACCAAACGACUUCAGUUUGUAUCGAAUUGACUUCAGUUUGUACUGAAUCGACUUCCAUUUGUAUCGAAACGACCGUAGAUGUAAAAUUACUCUGUAUUGCAACGACCGUAAACCGAACCAAACCGUCGCUAACUCGAUGUCACAGUCAGAAAUCAAAAGAAAAGCCCUAAAAUCCAUACCACAUUGAACCGAACGUUCCCGUUGAGACCAAAUAAGGUAGUAGCUCCUACGACAGGUUUAAACAGGGUUUUUAACUUGUUAUGAAGCUUUUUGAGCUGCGAUGUAAAGCUCAAACAAUUCUAUCGCUUAUAUUACUGAUUACUAAAUGCAUGCUAAGCCUGCACUUGCACAUAGUAAUUGGCUCAGUGCAGGGUAAGUUAGUGUCACAAUAUUUACUAAUCAUUUUAAAUGCACCAAUAGCUUUAAACGUAAUGAUGUAAGUCAGAUAACUUUACAGUGUAAGCUGAAUUUAAGUGUAGGAGAAAGUGUGUUCAUUUGAGUUUUCCUGCACAAAGAUAUAAUAUCUAGUACAUAGAAUAGACCUUUGUGAGAAAGCACAACUCAUAUAUUGUAACUUACCGAUGAAAUGUAACUUGCAGUAUUAUUAAUAAGAAAACAUUUCAAAUGUACCAACAGCUUUAAAGAAAUUUUAAGCCUAACAACUUUACAGUGCAAGCUGAAUUUUACUGUAGAAGAAAUGUAUUCAUUUUAGUUUUCCUUUAGACAGAUGUAACUAUAAAGAUUACAGCUUUGCAAGAAAGCACAACUCGUGUUUUGUAGCUUACUGAUGGACAUAUCAAGAGUGAUAUGUUAUUUUACUACAUAACAUUAGCUAUAAGAUUAAGCAUGCCAGUUAUAAGAACCUGCUUCGUUUAUACUCCUCACCCACCACACUCCCCCCAUAUUGACUGGCCGAUGCGCAUGUCGCAAACAUAUUCUGAAUAGAAAGAGCCAAAAAGACAAGACCCCUCCCCCUCCCCCUCCGGAUAUGAGUUACCUCCGGUACAAGCCUAGCCAGAACCCCUUUAAGGUGUGUAAGCCCUGGACUUAUAACUGGCAUUUUACGAUACAGCUACCAGAUUAUGUUACCAGUUGGGUGCUAGUUUAUUGUAGUAUCAUAUUUUUGGAGAAUUUCCAUUUAUAUGUAACAGGUUGUAGGUUGUACAAUAAUAAAAGCAUCUAUAUAUCGUUU